ACACGCUGCGACGACGAUCAGUCCUCGUGAGUCGCCAGAACGAAUACAAUAUAUAAUAUACACGAUAUAUAAUAUUUAUAUUUCAAUAUACUACGCGGCUCUGCUGCAGUUUCCUAUAGCUAUGGCUCGGUGGCGCACGGUCCAAUCCGCGACAGUGCCGUUCGUAUACACAUCUUCCGUCGCGGUGCAAUUGCUGAUAGCUGCAGUGGCAGCUUUGUCUUCGUCGGCGUCAGCUUCGGGAUGGACCAACUCGACGGACGUAAUCCGGGUAGUUCAGUUCAGCAACAGUCUGGUGCCUCCUCUGUUUAACCACUACUCCAGAGGACGAGACAACCUGGUAUUGGCGCCAUUCGGGGUGGCUACUAACGUAGCCAUGAUGCUGGAAGGUUUGCAAGGUCGAGCCGCCGAAGAGGUAACCGCGCUGUUCCGGCUCCAAGCAAAGGAAGUUCGUCAACAACUGAGGAGAGGUUUUAAAAUGAUUUUUGAUACGUUCGGGGAUGAUUCGGACGGUGAUUUUGCCGGAUCUUACAACAAAGCAUCUGUGACCAGUUCCCGGGUUAUGCCAUCGUCAUACAUAAACAGACUUUCGAAAUAUUACCAAGCUAAUGUUACUACGAUACGAAGCGAGAAUUCGAACAACAGCUUAAGUGAUAUUUUAGAAUUACGGAGUGACACAGGAAUAAUAAGUCAUUGGAAAGACUACCAAAAACUAGCCACGUACACUUACUUAUCGUAUCAGCCAUCAGCACCGUUUACUAAAGCUGAUGGUUCAAUUGUCCAUGUCCCAAUGAUACCACAGACAGGAAUGUUCAAAAUCGGAUAUGUACCACAAUUAAAGUGUUUAGCUGCUGAACUAAUGUUUGAGACCGACAAAGUGAGCAUGCUUAUCAUGAUGCCGGAUGACGUUAACGGUUCCGAGCUGAUGAUCGAGAGGUUGUCCAAAGAUAACUUUUUGGACAUUUUAGACUCACUGGGCUACCAAAACACAGAGGUUCUAUUGCCACAGCUGGCCGCGUUCACGAAUGGUCUAGAUUUGGAGCCGUUCUUCAAGAAGCUCGGCGUCAAGGCGGCCUUCAACCAGACGGUUAGUGGUGGCGGCAACAACAGUAACAAAACUUCGUCAAUGAGCGGCGAUCACGCGUCCAAGUCUCCCGUGAUCACUUUACUGUCGAUGAAACAAAACGCGUACUUUUCAAUGUCGUUCAUCACAAUCAAUUCAGUUGGUUCGGUUGGCACAAAGUUAGGUAUCCGUCCGUCUGCCCCGAGACAAAAACGAGGCAUUGCUACUAAAGUAGUAUUUGACAGGCCGUUUGUAUUUUUUGUUUACAACAAACUAACUGGACUAAUUAUGUUGGCAGGAAAAAUAACAAACCCUACUCAAGUGCCUAACUCAAGUAAAUGAUAAUUUUUAUGUGUUUAAUAAUAAGUAAGUGCUUAUAAUUUGUAUAGUUAAUACUUGCUACCUAGUUAUAAUUUAUAUAAUAUUUUAAAUCUAAUUUAGAAUUUAAAAGUUUUAAUUUAAAUCAUAAAUAGAAUAUUUAUUUGUAUAUAAAUCGUUAUUUUUGUAUGUAUAUUUUAAUUCAAUUUUGUUUUUAAAUUUUUAUAUGACUUGGUGUAUACGAUGUAAUGCUAGAUGAGGUCAUAUAGAUGUGUUAUAAAAACUAGUUAUACAAUAAUACUUAAUCAAUAUGUGCUAUGAAAGUAUUAAUUUAAAAAAUAUUUAAAUAUUCAUUCAAUCGUCACUAUUUAGUGUAAUCUUGUAUUAUUUAUACACAUAUACACACAUACCUAAAUAUUAUAACUAUGAUUUUUUUAAAAGCUGUAUACAAUUAAUU
This is a messenger RNA of Rhopalosiphum maidis (corn leaf aphid), 1835 nucleotides long. Its product is annotated as leukocyte elastase inhibitor-like. The record is from RefSeq and is a predicted model, not a curated record. NCBI's taxonomy places the organism in Eukaryota, Metazoa, Arthropoda, Insecta, Hemiptera, Aphididae. Gene Ontology annotation, molecular function: serine-type endopeptidase inhibitor activity. The transcript has 7 exons. The coding region runs from base 122 to 1402 and encodes 426 amino acids.